AAGAACAUUAUUCAACAGCACGUACAGUAUAUAAAUGUCUAAUACUGCAUUGCGAUACAAGCAUUCACAGUGCGAGCACUAGCAACAUAAGAUUUCAACAUGAAAGUAACAGUAGUGUUCGUGGUCUUGGCAAUCGUGAUGUGCGCCAUGGUCCAGGAAUCCAAGCAAUUAGAUAGCCGUUGGUGGCCGUGUCGCUACUAUGGGCGUAGAUGUAGGUUGCCACGGGGUUGCUCAUUAAUCUGUUCGUCGAACACUUCAUCAUCAACAAUGGCACCAGAAACAACACCAACAAUAACAGAAACAACAGCAGUGUCGACAGACACAACACCAAUGAUGACAGAAACAUCAGUAGUGCCGACAGACACAACACCAACGAUGACAGAAACAUCAGCAGUGCCGGCAGACACAUCACCAAUGAUAACAGAAACAUCAGCAGUACCGGCAGGUACAACACCAACGAUGGCAAAAACAACAGUAGUGCUGGCUGACACAUCACCAAUGAUAACAGAAACACCAGUAGCGCCGGCAGUCAGAAACACCUCAGAUACUACUACAGGUGGAAAAUAAUGCACUCCAUUGGAUCUAACUUUAUUUGAAAUGAAAGAACAAAUGCAAAAAUUACAAUCAGUUGGAAACAACGACGCAAUGUUAAGAUUUUACUAAGAAAUGAUAUAAUUGCACAUUUGUAGAGUAGUAUCUGAAUAAAGAUAUAUUGAACGCUUAA
This is a messenger RNA of Solenopsis invicta (red fire ant), 724 nucleotides long. Its product is annotated as A-agglutinin anchorage subunit. Bases 100 to 567 code for a protein of 155 amino acids. The record is from RefSeq and is a predicted model, not a curated record. NCBI's taxonomy places the organism in Eukaryota, Metazoa, Arthropoda, Insecta, Hymenoptera, Formicidae. The transcript has 2 exons.